AUGGAAAUGCGCGACGGCAUGCGGCGAGAAAAGAGCACGGUGGGGGUUGGAGAUUCUGGGGACAAAAUAUUCCGGUCACCAGUAUAUAUAUGUAUACCGGGGUGCUCACCUUCCACUAGAAGCAUUCUUCCAACUCCAUCUGUCUCCCUCUUUGCUCUUGAGAAUUCUUGCAACUCCAUUUGUCUCCCUCUUUGCUCUCGAGAAUUCGGUAGAAAUAUUUCAAGAGUCGAGAAAAUGGAGCAUUUUGGUGAACUAGAGGAACAAGUCUCCAUCAGCAUCGACGAAAAUGAAAUCCCAAUUCCAGAUUCUGAAGAUGAUUCAUUUUCUUCUUCGGUUUUCGAGGAAUUUGGGAUUUUCAAAGGCAAUGGAUUGACUAGAGUAGAAGAAAGAAACACAUGUUACAAAGUCAUCAAUGGAUGCGUUGCUCAGGGUAUGGGAAAGGACAAAAAUGUUGCUGCCGUCCAUAAAAUUCCAUGGUUGGGUCCCAACGGGCGAUUGGAAGCUUUCCGCAUUUCCUUGGCUGAGAUGGUGAAGAAAUGUGGAGGGAAUGGUAACAUAAAGCAUGCGUGGUAUGGCGGAUCUAGGGACGAAAUCUGUGGAAUCAUAUCCCAUGGAUUCCGAAGAUGUAGGCAGUCGGACCAUGGUGAAGAUGGUUUUGGGGUACAUUUGUAUCCACUGGAUUUUGUCAUGGAUGGGUUAUUGACAUCAGCUGAGGAUGAAUAUGGGCUCCGGCAUCUAUUGCUGUGUAAUGUGAUAUUGGGAAAAACGGAAGUAGUUCGGCCUAGUUCAAAACAGUUCAAACCAAGUUCGAACAAAUUUGAUUCCGGAGUCGAUGAUCUUUCAAAACCAACCAGGAUGGUAAUUUGGGAGGCUUACAUGAACUCCCGAAUUUUUCCCAGUUACGUUGUCAGUUUCAGGGCGCAUGUCCUAGGUUUUGGAAGGGAUCAAACUCCUGUAUACAAGCCCACUACACAAUGUGUAGAAUUUUCUGUUCUGAUUCCCAAGUUGGCAAACGUCUUACCUCCUUCAAAAAUGGCGUUGAUCUGUCAAUAUCAAAGCGAGUUCCGGAGAAAAAAGAUCUCACGAGCCCAAUUGAUCCAUAGAUUGAGGCAACUAGCUGGAGACGAGCUAUUAAAUGAUGUGAUCAAAACGAGGGAGUCCGAUGGUACUGGUGCUGCAUAA
This is a messenger RNA of Rhododendron vialii, 1182 nucleotides long. Its product is annotated as probable inactive poly [ADP-ribose] polymerase SRO2. Gene Ontology annotation, molecular function: NAD+ poly-ADP-ribosyltransferase activity. Bases 1 to 1182 code for a protein of 393 amino acids. The transcript is spliced from 6 exons. The record is from RefSeq and is a predicted model, not a curated record. NCBI's taxonomy places the organism in Eukaryota, Viridiplantae, Streptophyta, Magnoliopsida, Ericales, Ericaceae.